Molecule: messenger RNA, 1156 nt
Organism: Camelina sativa (false flax)
Lineage: Eukaryota; Viridiplantae; Streptophyta; Magnoliopsida; Brassicales; Brassicaceae
Source: RefSeq, a predicted model, not a curated record
AAAGAUAACAUAAUUGCCACAUGUGAAAAAAGCUUAUACAGUAGUGUACUUUGUUUUUUUUUUGGGGUUAAAAGCCCAAUAAGUUCUGAUAGACUAAUUCUUGUAAACUGACUGAGUCAGUAAGUUGAGAUGUUCGUAGAAUCGUCGUAGGUGGGUAGGACGUCGUGUGUCACGACUCUGUUUCAAAUUCCAAAACUUUUUUGAUUUGGUUUGUGCAUACGUGAUUUCGUCAUCCGUGGCGUCAUCAAACCAAUAAAGUAGUUAUAUAUGGGUUAGCUUAGUUAAAGUAGUCAAGGAGGAUCAUCCCUUGUGUUCGUCAACUUGUGUUGUCUCAAAUUCCUCAAACAUGGCGAAUCGAUCGGAGGAAGCAGAGUGCGAGAUUGAUUCUCCGCGAAAUCAGCAAGACAAGAGCAAAGCAGGGAUUUUAGAUCUGUUGUUGAAACGGCCUUUACGGUGGCUAACUAUGCUCAUUGAAGAGCUUCACUGGAGCUUCUUCUUCGGUGUUAUUGUCGUCUAUGGUGUUAGCCAAGGCCUUGGUAAAGGUCUCAGCAAAGUCAGCACUCAGUACUACUUUAAAGACGAGCAGAAGAUACAACCCUCUCAAGCUCAGAUUUACGUUGGUCUGAUUCAGAUUCCUUGGAUCAUUAAACCUCUCUGGGGAUUGUUGACUGAUGUUGUCCCUGUUUGGGGCUAUCGGAGACGACCCUAUUUCAUAUUCGCCGGCUUGCUUGCUAUGAUCUCCAUGAUGGUGUUAUGGCUGCACACGAAUCUGCAUCUUGCACUGGGUUUGUCCUGUCUUGUGGCAGGAAGUGCUGGCGUUGCUAUAGCAGAUGUAACCAUUGAUGCUUGUGUUACACAAUGCAGCAUAAGCCAUCCUACGCUUGCUGCAGAUAUGCAAAGUUUGUGUGGUUUGAGUUCUUCCAUUGGAUCCUUGGUUGGUUUCUCCCUUAGCGGCGUUUUGGUGCACUUGUUUGGGGCCAGGGGUGUGUACGGUUUACUUGGGUUGACUGCAGGGUUAGUUGUUGUAGUGGGGAUGGUUCUGAAUGAAUCUCCUUCUCGCAGCUUAGGUCGCAAACAUGCGAACGAGAAGUUUCUGGACGCUGGAAGCGCAAUUUGGAAAACCUUUCAAUAUGGUGAGGUGUGGCGACCAUGCUUG